Messenger RNA from Capsicum annuum, 2682 nucleotides. RefSeq names its product putative late blight resistance protein homolog R1A-3. The record is from RefSeq and is a predicted model, not a curated record. Gene Ontology annotation, molecular function: ADP binding. NCBI's taxonomy places the organism in Eukaryota, Viridiplantae, Streptophyta, Magnoliopsida, Solanales, Solanaceae. Gene Ontology annotation, biological process: defense response to other organism.
AUGGCAGCUUAUAGUGCUGUAAUUUCUCUUCUUCGAACUAUUGACCAACGAAACAUUCUAGAACUCUUUCAUGGUCACACAGCUGAAACCGUCGAUUCUAUUCGUGCUACUGCUGAAUAUUUUCAAGGAGUUCUUGAAAAUACUAGCAAUAAGAGUGGGGUUGACCUUGGAAAAAUCAAAUCUGUGGAGGAAAAAAUUAGAGUUGCUGCUAAUUAUGCAGAAGAUGUUGUUGAGCUGAAGAUUUCUCAAAUCAUCAAAGGUAUAAGUUGGACAUUUAGAAUUUUACAACACGAGGAUUUGCUACCAGUGGUUGAAAAAAUGGAUGCAACAAAGAAACAAGUGGUGGUGGAGAUUCUUGCUCAUGAUGUUGAUAAAGUUCUUGAGUUGUCUUCUGGGGAUCCCUUGGUUGGCACUUCUUCUGCAAGUGAUCCAACGUUGUCAGAGUUGGAAGAGGAUAUUGUGCACGGGAUUGAUGAUGACUUGGAGAUCAUAGUUAAGCUAUUGACAGGACGAUUGUCGGAUCUAGACAUUGUCACCAUAUCAGGCAUGGGUGGCAUUGGCAAAACAACACUCGCUAGAAAAGCUUAUGAUCAUUCCGCAAUCAGGUAUCAUUUCGACAUUCUUCAUUGGGUUACAAUAUCUCAAGAAUUUAGAGGUAGAAAUGUAAUGUUAGAAGCUAUACGUUGCAUUUCAAUGCAAAGAAAUAAUGUCAAUGAAAAUGAUUAUGAUAAGAUGGAUAAGAGUGAGUUAGCCAACCUAGUGCAAAAGAACCUAAAGGGUCCAAGAUACCUUGUUGUUGUCGAUGAUAUUUGGAGUAGGGACGUUUGGGAUAACAUAAGAGGAAUAUUUCCUAAUUUCAACAAUAGGAGUCGAAUCUUAUUGACUACUAGGGAAACUGAGGUAGCGAUGUAUGCAAAUACUAGUAUCCCUCAUAAGUUGAAUCUUUUAAAUUUAGAAAACGGUUGGAAGUUACUUGAUAAGGCGUUUGGAUCAAAACAUGAUCAUCCUCUUGCAUUGGAAGAAAUUGGAAAGGAGAUAGUACAAAAAUGCCAAGGACUACCCUUAACAAUUUCAGUGAUUGCGGGCCAUCUUUCUAAAACGGCCAGGACAUUAGAAAGUUGGAAGGAUGUUGCCCGAACCUUAAGUAAAAUCAUUGCCAACCAUCCAGAUAACUGCUUAGGAGUGCUAGGUUUCAGUUACCACUACUUGCCUAAUCACCUCAAACCAUGUUUUCUUUCUAUGAGUAGUUUCCCGGAGGACUUUCAGGUUGAGACUUGGAGAUUGAACCAAUUAUGGAUUGCAGAUGGUUUCAUAAGGACGUUUGGAAGUCGUAAAAGCUUGGAGGAAGUAGCAAUAGAUUAUUUGGAGGACCUUAUUGGCAGGAACUUGAUACAGGCUAGAAAAAGGAAAUUCAAUGGUGAGAUAAAAGCAUGUGGAAUGCAUGAUCUAGUGCAUGAGUUCAGUUUGAUAGAAGCUGAAAUGAUAAAGCAUAUGCAUGUUAAGAGAACUUUCCCUCCUCUUCAAGAACAAAAGCCUAAUGUUCGUCGCAUCGGCUUUCAAACACAAUUUUAUUAUAUCAUUGAUGAUGGUUAUAAGCUAUUUUCCCCUUCUUCCAGAUCUAUCUACUUAUUUUCUUUUUGGAAUCUACCUUACUCGCCCCAUGUUAAGCUUCUUGGGAUAUUGCCCAUCUACCGUCAUAAUCCUAUAUUACAUGAAUUUUUCUCUCAUUUCAACCUUCUUAGGGUAUUGGCUAUCUUCAAUAUAGAUUCUGGAUUUGAGUCAUUUCCACUUGUGCUUACAAUGUUGUUUCACUUGAGAUAUCUCCAAAUUCAUUUUCAUGGCAAUAUUCUUGAAUCAAUCUCAGAGCUUCAAAAUUUGCAAACUCUUAUUUGCGAUCGUUAUCCUGCCUAUAUAACCUUACCUGAGAAGAUAUGGAUGAUGAAGAACUUGAGGUAUACAUGUCUGACGGCGGCCACUUAUUUACCGAGUCCUAGAAGCAAAUGUAUUCUAAAUAAGACUCCUGUGACAGGGAUGCCAAAUCUUGAGGAAUUUUUUGGUCUAACAUACGCCAGUUGUACAAAUGAAAUCUUUUCUCUCAUUCCAAAUUUAAAGAGAUUGACCAUUCAUGAAACUUCAGGCGAAGAAAACAUUUUCCCUGACGGUCUCAUCAAUAUGUCCAGCUUGAGAAAACUCGAAGCAUUCAAGUUUUAUGGGAGGCGUUUGGAAGACCACAAAUUUGCUUUUGCAACAUCACUUAGGAGGUUGUCAUUAACUUCGUGUAGUUUUUAUGCUUGGGAAGACCUAUCAUCAACUAUUAUCAGGUUGCCAAAUCUGGAAGAGCUCAAACUUAAACUCUGUCAAUUCUGGAAUAACCGAUGGAGCUUGAGGGCUAAUGACAAGGUCCAAAGCUUGAAAUUGUUGUUACUGAGCGACCUAUAUCUUGACGUUUGGGAAGCUAGCAGUGAUAACUUCCCAAAGCUAAAACGCCUUGUUCUGAAGAAUUGCGAGAACCUGCAAGAAAUUCCAUUAGAUUUUGGUGAAAUUGGUAAUUUGGGAUCAAUUGAGUUACAUGAUUGCAGCACAACUGUUGAAGAUUCUGCAAGAAAAAUUGAACAAGAACAAGAGGACAUGGGAAAUAAUUCUCUUAAGGUCCACAUCCAUAACAGCCGCAGUAACUUCUAA